AUAAACGAUUCAUAGCGCGACCAUCACCCUUGGCAACUCCAACAAAGAUGAAGCAUCGUUUGUUGGUUCCAUUACUCGCGUUCAUGUUUGGGAUCGUAUUUUGGACUUUGAUAGCGAGAUUCCAAUGAUGGUAGUGAGCUGCCAUGGAAAUGAGUUGGCCUACAAUGGGCUGUUGCUUCGUUUCUCCGGCUAUACGAACAUGCAAGGAAAAGUGGAAAGAGUACCACGUAGCACAUGUGGACGUGAAAAACGCGGAAAACGGGCAGAAACAAAAGUCCGAACAGAGAAUUGCCCUCCGGACCAGUUUAUCUUAACAACGCAACGAGAAAUCAACGUAUCAUGGCCAGAACCACAAUUUCUUAGUGAUAACCCAAUAGAGAAGGUUGAAAGAAAUUUCAGACAAGGACAGGUCUUCACCUGGGGAGAAUAUGAUGUCCUAUAUGUGGCCCGCGACAACUCAUCUAAUACUGCUGAAUGCAGUUUUAAGGCCUGCUCAAUAGAAUGUCGUGAAGGCUACGAGUUCUCAAGAUCGCCAGCCAUAUUCUACACGUGUGCAGCAGACGGAGUUUGGAGACCGAGGAACCGCAACCAAAUGGUUUUCCGAUAUCCUCAGUGUACAAAGUCCUUACCAGCUACUCGAGUAAUUCUUCUUCGAGUAUCCUAUCCUGGAAAAUCGCCAUGUACGGAAGCAAGUCGAGACGCUUUGAGAACCCGUCUUCUAGCGAGCAUUAACACAAUCAAUCAAAAAUGGGAUAUGUGCUCUUUAACUGAUACAAACGGCUGCGUUGGGACAAGAGUUGAUGUCGAUUGUUCAGAGGAUUUUGCUCGAGUGAAAAGGAGCACUCACAUGUUCAAAGUUCGCAUUGAAUUGCCGGUGAAAAGAGAUCUCAUAUCGCAUUCGAUAAGUGGACAAAAAUCGAAGCUGACCGAUGCGCUGCAAAACGAAAUAAUUAAUCAGGAUGCUUUCAACUUAGAAAAGGUGCUUCCAAGUGGUCGACCGGAUUUAUCAUCGUUCCAACUACUAGACGAAUUUCAUUGUCAAGUAGGACAGGUCACAGUCGACGACAUGUGCGUCCCUUGUUCUCCGGGCUCAUACCAUUCACUGAUAACCUCACAAUGCGAAUUGUGCGCUGAGGGCGAAUAUCAACCUCUUGCUGGAAGAUCUGAAUGCUUUAAAAAAUUGUCCAGCUGGAAAUUAUUAUGAUA
Molecule: messenger RNA, 1206 nt
Organism: Strongylus vulgaris
Lineage: Eukaryota; Metazoa; Nematoda; Chromadorea; Rhabditida; Strongylidae
Source: the annotation of a GenBank genome assembly